AUUACAAUUAUUGUCGAAAUUACAUUUCACGAUUUUCAUUGCCAAAUUAUUUUAGGAAAUAAUUCCUUGUGCUUCUACUCCACAGAUCACAAAUCAUAUUAUUAUUAUCCCAUUUAUUUUGUGCCUGGGAAUAAAGAAACAAAAAAAAAAUGUCUAGGAUCUUAUUGCUCUUCUUCCUUGUCUUAAACAUUCUUGAGUUUCAGACACAACUCCUCCAAUUGGCGGCACAACCAGGUUCCUUCAUGUGCCUGAACAACGGCAACUAUACAAGAAACAGUGAAUACGCCAACAACCUCAACUCCCUACUCUACUCCGUACCCAACAACGUUGGCCAAGACGGCUUCUACCAAGACUCUGUUGGGUGGGGUGGCCCAGACACUGCCAACGUAGUUGCUCUCUGCAGGGCCGACGUUCAGCUUGCUAGGUGCCGAAGCUGCAUUCGCAACUGCAUACCUUAUCUUCAGACAUCAUGCCCCGGUUACAGACAGGCUUUCGGCUGGGCAGACAACUGCAUGCUACGUUACUCAAACGAGACCCUAACUGGGACUGUGGAUGUGCGCCCGACUUUGUUUAUGUGGAAUACUCAGAAUGCCACGAGCCCUGACCGAUUCAUGAAGGACGUGAAGAGCCUAUUGAUCAACAUCACAGACCAGGCGGCUAACAGCACUCGGAGAAUUGCAGCUGCCAACAUGACGGGUCCUGAUUUCCAGUACAUCUUUGCACUGGUCCAGUGCACACCGGAUUUGGGUCCGGACAACUGCAAUAGAUGCCUUACGGAGAUUUAUUCGGACGUGCGGGAUUGCUGUGACAGGAGGAGAGGGGCCAGAGUGGUGGCACCCAGCUGUAGUCUUCGCUACGAGGCUUAUCCCUUUUAUAACAUAACUCGGAUUCAAGAGUUUGCGACUUCCUCAAACGAUAGCUAUUCACUUCCUGCACACGCUUUGUUCUUGUCCGAUCAUUUAUUCCUUUUUUAUCCUGACUCUACACGUGUCCCUCAUGGACAACCUGUACUCAACUGCCUCUAUAGGUCGGCUCUUAGCUAUAAGAUGCCUCUGCCUCUCGUCUCCAAGUAUGCAACGGGUGGCGUCUCGAAACUGUAUCAAACCAGACUUUCAAGCCCCGACGAACUUGAACGAGCAGGAAAUAAUACAAAUUAUAAUACAAGUGAUGGCAAUAACACGACCCGAACUACAAGUGAUGGCAGUAACACAACCCGAACUAUAAUCGCUGUUGUUGCUUCAGUUGUUGCGUGCUUUGUAUUAGCUGCUUUCGCUUGGGCUUUAUUACAAAAGAGAAUGAAGCUAAAACAAGAGAAUACAUUAUUUGAAGACGAAAGUAUAGAAGUUGAAUCUCUCAGAUAUACUUUAGCCACACUCAAAGAUGCUACUAAUGAUUUCUCAGAAGAAAACAAAUUGGGGCAAGGUGGCUUUGGAGCUGUUUAUAAGGGAAUACUUUUGAACGGUCGAGAAAUAGCAGUCAAAAGAUUGUCACGGAAUUCAGGACAAGGCGAUUUGGAAUUUAAGAAUGAGGUUUUAUUAUUGGCCAACCUUCAACACAGGAAUCUAGUAAGACUUGUAGGCUUUUGCCUAGAAGGAACGGAGAGGAUCCUCAUAUAUGAAUUCAUGGAGAAUGCUAGCCUUGAUCACUUUAUAUUUGAUCAAGUCAAACGUUCAGACUUAAAUUGGGAGAAACGCUACAACAUCAUAGGUGGCGUAGCUAGAGGACUAUUGUAUUUGCACGAAGAUUCUCAACUAAAGAUCAUUCACCGUGAUCUCAAACCCAACAAUAUACUUUUAGAUGGAUCAAUGAACCCAAAAAUUGCAGACUUCGGCAUGGCAAGACUGUUUGGGCAAGAUGAGACUCAUGGAGAUACCGGUAGAAUUGCUGGAACCAUUGGUUAUAUGGCUCCGGAAUAUGCAAUGCAUGGACAAAUUUCGACCAAGUUAGAUGUAUUCAGCUUUGGAGUACUCACAUUGGAAAUCAUUAGCGGUCGAAGGAAAAACUAUUUCCAGCGAGGGGAGAAUGUAGUAGAGGAUCUCUUGAGCUCUGCAUGGAAAAAUUGGCGGGAAGGAACACCUGAAGAAAUAGUGGAUCCAUGUUUGAAUAAUUCUAUCUCAAGUUUUGUAAUAAGUGAUAUGUUGAGGUGCAUCCAAAUUGCUUUGUUAUGUGUUCAAGAGAAUGCUAUUGAUAGACCAACAAUGGCUUCGGUUGUCCUUAUGCUCAGUAGCUCCACUUUAGUUCUAGCGGAACCUUCCGAGCCUGCAUUCUAUAUGCCGAGUGGCUACGGUUCGGAAACUUCUUCACUCAUUCAAGAGCAUAAUUCCAGAAGUUCCAAGUACACAAGUUCAUCAAAAAGUGUCAUACCAACUCAAUUAUCAGACAAUUCAUCAUCAAGAAAUGAUGUCUCGAUUAGUGACUUCUAUCCACGUUGA
This is a messenger RNA of Striga asiatica, 2432 nucleotides long. NCBI's taxonomy places the organism in Eukaryota, Viridiplantae, Streptophyta, Magnoliopsida, Lamiales, Orobanchaceae. The record is from the annotation of a GenBank genome assembly.